Molecule: messenger RNA, 1053 nt
Organism: Magnusiomyces paraingens
Lineage: Eukaryota; Fungi; Ascomycota; Dipodascomycetes; Dipodascales; Dipodascaceae
Exons: 2
Coding region: 1-1053 (350 amino acids)
Biological process (GO): regulation of transcription by RNA polymerase II
Molecular function (GO): DNA-binding transcription factor activity, RNA polymerase II-specific; RNA polymerase II cis-regulatory region sequence-specific DNA binding
Source: RefSeq, a predicted model, not a curated record
AUGUCCCGCCAUAUCCCAACCCCGCCGGCUUCGGGGCCCGGUACCGCUACUCCUUCUUUGGCCCAAGGACCUCCUCCUCCCAUUAGACUCCCCAGUAUCCAAGAAAUGAUGUCACAGCAACAUCUCUCGGCUUCCUCGCCAACCUCUCCAGCCGUUUCGUCGGCCCCUCAUACCCCCCUCAUACCCGGCCUAAACCACCACCAUCCUGGACUUUCUCACUACCCGGCGGCGCCGGCGCCGUCUUCUUCUUCUUCCUCGUCGUCUUCUUCUUCCUCUCAUAGAUCUCACCAUCAUCAUAAUCAUUCCAGUCAUCAUCUCCAUUCAUCACAUCAACAAUCACAUAUUCCUUCAUUACCAGCUGCAAAUUAUACCCUAGGAGCGCCUCCAAUAUCUUCGGACCCAGCAGCAAUAAUCCCAAAGGAGUAUCCCUAUUAUCAACAACAACAACAACAACAACAUCAGCAACAACAACAUCUUCAUCUUCAUCAACAGCAAUACCCUCAACAACAUCAUCAACAAUACUAUCAACAACAACAACAACAAUAUGCCUACCCCCUGACACCAGGUCCUUCUGCAUCGGCGCCUGCAACCCAAGCGCGACCCCUGGAUAGUGGUGGUGGUGGCAGGUCUUCUUCAUCAUCAUCAUCUUCGUCGACGUCAUCAUCGUCUUCGUCAUCCCAAUCUACUCCUAAAGAUUCUUAUUCUCAUCAUCAACGACUUGCAUCUCCUUCAGCCGCAGCCGCAGCCUCAGCUUCAGCUUCAGCUUCAACUUCAGCAGCUUCAUCAACAGCAGCUUCUUCUCCAGCCUCUGCAGCAGACCCAGCAGCUCCUGCAAAAAAACGUCGUGGAAACCUUCCUCGACAAGUGACAGAGAUUUUGCGUCAGUGGCUAAACGAUCAUAUUGAACAUCCGUACCCAACAGACGAGCAGAAACAAGAGCUCAUGCGCCAGACUGGCCUUACUCUUAACCAGCUCUCCAAUUGGUUCAUCAAUGCCCGGCGUCGCCGGGUCCCUCAGUUGAAACGAGAUACAACUACGACAACUAGUAAAUAA